CAGCAGCGCAGCCAGCUCCGGUCAGGAGGGGAGAAGGCAGCAGGAGAUGGCCGACUGAAGACAGCUUUAACCCCGCAGCUUCGUAGGCGACGUUCCCUUUGCGAUAACACAUUUUCGGAGGUGAAGUGGAAAAAGAGGACGCGUUAAAUACCUCGCUCCGCUUCCACUAUGGCGGAACAAAACAGCAACGUCCGGUAUCAGGAGCUGGUGAACCAGGAGGAGCCCCCCCAGGAGGGUCCGGCCCAGGACGCACCACCGCCCUACAGCAGCGCUACUGCAGCGAAUGCAGCUUUCUUUGAAUACAAGGAAGAUGGAGGAAGAUUUCCCAACCCUCCGUCGUACAGUGUGGCCACCACCCUGCCCUCGUACGACGAAGCUGAGAGAAGCAAAGUGGAGACCGCCGUCCCUCUGGUCCCUGGAAGAGUCACCGAGGACGACUUCGUGGCCAGAGAUGACUUUGAAGAUGCUGAUCAGCUGCGAAUAGGAAAUGACGGCAUCUUCAUGCUCACGUUCUUCAUGGCUUUCCUCUUCAACUGGAUUGGCUUCUUCCUGUCGUUCUGUUUGACCACGUCAGCCGCUGGUCGAUACGGAGCCAUCUCCGGCUUCGGCCUGUCCCUCAUCAAAUGGGUUCUUAUUGUCAGGUUUUCCACCUACUUCCCUGGUUACUUUGACGGACAGUACUGGUUGUGGUGGGUGUUCCUGGCACUGGGCUUCAUGCUGUUCAUCAGAGGCUUCGUGAACUACUCCAGAGUGAGGAAAUUAGCCGAUCCCGCCUAUGCCACUCUUCCCCGGACAAGGGUACUCUUCAUCUAUUAGAGGACGGUGGAAGUGGAAGAACUGGACAGCAUCAACACAAGCGGUGACUCUGUGACGAGUCUGAUUUAAACUGAAGACGCAUAACACAAGAAAUCCACCGGACGAGUUAUAGAUGAAGACGACUCUAGAUUAAAAUAUUCAGGAAUUAUAUCACGUCUUUUAUUAUGUUUUUGAAAUUUUAUUAAUGGAAGAGAAAAUGUUAAUGGUAAUAGUCCCUCGUUGUACUCAUUAGUGGUGAAUGUUAAUUGCUAAUUACAUCUCAGUCUGUAAUGUAAAACUUAAGCCUUAUAUCAUUUGAUGGUAGCAUGCGUCUGCCCUUAAGGUCAUUAAAUGGAGAGCGUCUCAUGUUGGUGACACUUGAAGCCAACAGGUACGGAUUAAUACAGAACUCUGUAGACUCGUCAUAGCAUGUAACACACUUUGUAAUCCGCACUUAAGGUUUUAUUGCAACUAUUAUAGGAUGUCUGUAGAUGCCACAUACACGUAAUCAUCAUCUUUUGAAUUAUAAGGUCGUGAAUGCUUAUAUACGCAUCACACUCACCUGUUGGCUUUAGGUAGUGUUGCCCUCUUUAUCCAGAAGGAGGCAGUGUUGUUCUCUAACUGAAGAGAGGACAACUGUUUAUCAAGGGCAGCGUCAUUAUUAACAACUUCAUGCUUGUGAAUCAGAUGCAGCGUCAGUGGAGCACAGAAACCACAGCCAUGUGGCAGAUGUUAUGAUUUUUACCUGUUAAAUGUUUUGAUGUAAAGUCAGGUAAAACUAUCCACCUUGAGAAAAGGAGUUUAAGUUCCAGAUAUGAUCUCUAGAUAAUGCAUUCUCCUAAAAACAAGAACAACCUGUAAUUUAAAAACCAGGCGACAAAAAAUGUCAAACCCCCUCGAGUGGAACCUCGGCUGACAGUGAUGGGACGACAACCUGAGAGCAUUUUUCCGGGCGUGCGAGCACAUUUUCUGGUUCUCGUCCUUCAAAAGCUCAUUGAGAUGCAACUGUGUGACCCCCCCCCCCCCCCCCCCCACGACUCCUCGGUGAGUCAGUGGAGUCAGCAUCACAUUCACUGUCAGCGGAAAAGCUCUGUGAUUACAGAAGAGAGUGUUUGGCUCGCAGGAUUCCAGCUGUUAACGAUCUCGCUGCAGCGUUCAGAUCAAUUUAUCUAAAAGCUCAAAUUCCGUUUUCCAGCUGGGUUUUGCCUUUAAGAUCUAAUUGACAGUUGGGGGGGGAAAUCUGAAGGAAGGGCUUGUUAUGAUUUUUUUUCUUCUUUUUUUUCUUUAGAUAAGUCUUCAUUGGGUGUAAAAUGUUAGCUAAAUUGUGGGUAUUAAAUAUAUAUCAAAGAAUGUCGUAUGCAGGUGCACUUUUAGAAACAUAGCCGAUAAAAUCCAAAGGAUGCUCCCAUCAAAUCUCAAAUGUAAAGAUCAUGAAAUAAAUGACCCAGCGGUGCAGGAGUUAGUUCCUGUUUCAUAAUCUGGAGGAACCAGCGCGUCAGGAUAAUAAUCUCUUUCAUGAUGACAGAUAACUUCUUCAAUGGCUUUGAUUCAGACUCAUUAUGCUUUUUUUCUGUGUAACGUAGAGCUGCAGCCUUUGGGGUAUUGUUGUUAUGAAACUGUACAGAAAUCAUUUAGUGUUAAAUAAAUGUCACUUUUAACGAGUCA
Messenger RNA from Pleuronectes platessa (European plaice), 2460 nucleotides. Its product is annotated as NEDD4 family-interacting protein 1-like. The record is from RefSeq and is a predicted model, not a curated record. Gene Ontology annotation, molecular function: WW domain binding. The coding region runs from base 169 to 816 and encodes 215 amino acids. Gene Ontology annotation, cellular component: perinuclear region of cytoplasm; Golgi apparatus; endoplasmic reticulum. Lineage: Eukaryota; Metazoa; Chordata; Actinopteri; Pleuronectiformes; Pleuronectidae. The transcript has 8 exons. Gene Ontology annotation, biological process: metal ion transport; positive regulation of protein ubiquitination; ubiquitin-dependent protein catabolic process.